Apiotrichum porosum is the source of this 1290-nucleotide messenger RNA. RefSeq lists its product as uncharacterized. The transcript has a single exon. Lineage: Eukaryota; Fungi; Basidiomycota; Tremellomycetes; Trichosporonales; Trichosporonaceae. The record is from RefSeq and is a predicted model, not a curated record. The coding region runs from base 1 to 1290 and encodes 429 amino acids.
AUGCCCCCUACCCCCAUCACAUUCUCCUUUCACGCCGACUCGAGCGUCGGCGGCAGCGUCAAGGGCGGGUCGCGCAUCUUCACCGUCCAGAUCAAGACCCCAGCUCCCUCUUUGCCCGAACCCACCAAACACGCCAACCCAGCCCCGCUCUCCGCCUCCAAGAAGCGCAAGGCAGCUCCCCCCAUCCCCGCACCCACCUCUGAGCACCUCAGCAGCGUCAUGACCCCGCUCAACGUCACCAUCGUCGCUCGCUGCCUCGCCGCACGCCACACGGCUCCCUCCCCACCCGCGUCCACCAAGAAGCGUUCGGGCAACCACACCCCGGCCGCUUCUCCCACCCCUCCCUCUGGGCCUGCCGUGCACCCAUACUCGCGUACCAGCGACCUCGCCAACACGCGCUCCACCAUCCCCUCGCCCCAAGAGCUCGCGCGUGCAGAGCGUGCAGAGGAGGAAAAGGCCCGCCAGAAGAAGGAGAAUGCGGCCGCCGCCCGUGCCGCUGCUGCCCUCGCCCGUCGCCGCAAGGCCCUCCGCUCUGGCCGUGGUGCGUCCCGCAUGCCCUCGGCGUCCGUCACUCCGGCCUCCAUGAUCCCCCCCGUUCAGCGUGCGGUUGCCGCCCAGCGCGCCCGCUCGGCCGAGGCCGCAGCCAAGGAGGCGCAGGCUGCUGAAAAGGUGCUCGUGGGCAUGGCCGUCACCGCCGAGCCAGAGGAUGACGGCAGUGACACCGGUCUCCCAUCUCGCAGCCUCAAGCGCACACGCUCGUCGGGCUUGCUCAACAUUACCACCAAUGGCUCGGGCUCGGGGUCGGUCAGUGCUGCUUCCCCGCUCCGCACGGUCACCACCACCACCACCACCGGCGACGGCGGUGGUGCUGGUGCUGGUGACGACGGUGACAAGGACGCUGUCGACUCCAAGGACGCACUCCCAGACACUGCCCAGCGCUCCCCUCCGUCUGACAGCUCGGAUGCGCCUGCUCGCAAGCGCUCUCGUCUUGCCGAAUCGCUGCCGGCUCGUGUGCCCUCGUCGCGGCGCGCAAACUCUGCCUCCCCCACGGGCUCGGCGUCUUCGCUCCCUGAACAGACGACCCCUCGCAAGACUGCUGCUCUUGGUGCCGACGCGCCCGACGCGCCCAUCUCGCCCACCGACUCGACCACCAUGCGCCGUGUCGUCUCUGCGACCGAUACGGCCGGCCUCCGCCGUGGAGGUGUCCCUCGCAACGCCUCGGUCGGCCCAGACUCGCUCCGUGAGCGGUCUCGCCGCGAGGUCCAGUUGCCCGCGCGGCUGCGCGACUAG